Acanthaster planci (crown-of-thorns starfish) is the source of this 9009-nucleotide messenger RNA. RefSeq lists its product as uncharacterized. Gene Ontology annotation, cellular component: RSF complex. The record is from RefSeq and is a predicted model, not a curated record. Gene Ontology annotation, biological process: negative regulation of DNA-templated transcription. Gene Ontology annotation, molecular function: histone binding. NCBI's taxonomy places the organism in Eukaryota, Metazoa, Echinodermata, Asteroidea, Valvatida, Acanthasteridae.
CAAUGGCGUCUGUUAGUAGCUUCCCAGAUUUCGCUGUAGUUUGCUCGUUUUUGGAGCGCUACGGCGAGCAUCUUCAGCUGCCAGAGGUCUCCAUCACGGACCUGGAGACAGCCAUCGGCUAUGCCCACUGUGUUCCUCCACUGCUAAAGGACGUCAUCAUCAAGCUGAUGAGGAAGACAAGGAAAUCUUUCUCGUUGGAAAAGUGGCAACGCUACCUUGCCAAGAUGUGCCGAGAACGUUUCUCAGAAGUGGCAGCUUGGGAAGUAGAGAGGUUUGGCUUUGCAGCCAGCAAGCCCCAGAUCAAGAUUGCUGUGCUCAGGUUUCUCUGCGAGAGCCAGUUUGAUGACAACUUAAAGUUCAAGGCCAUCGUGAACGAGGAGGACGCGGAGAAGAUGCGGGCCGAGCCCGUGGGAAGGGACAAGAUGGGCCUGGUCUACUGGUUCCACAAGGAUGAAGAUGUGAACAUUCGUAUUUACCGUGAAGAACAAGACGACCAGGACAGCUCCACUUGGGAAAUGAUCUCAAACGAUCGGGACCAGAUGGAGAACCUAAUCAGAGCCCUACGGAGUGGCACCAAUGUCGUGGCUGGCCAAGGGAAGGAGGAAGACACGGAGUCGACUGCCGGCUCAGACACCAGUUCCAACAAGACCGAUGCCAAGAGCAGUAAGGAACAGACGACCAAUGACCAUGAGUCUGUGAACACCAAACAACAGAAGCAGUCAAAUGACCAAGAUGACAAAGAAUCAGUUGAGAAGAUGGAAGAAAGUAGAGAUGCGCCUGUGCAGCAUCCUGUAGACGUCAAAGUUGAAAAGAGGACAGUAGGUCAAGAUCAGGCUAGAGUUGUCGAAGACACAAAGGAGAAUGUUGCCAUCAAAACUGAAAUUUUAGAGGAGCAAGAAACUAAGCCAGUUCCCAAAGAUGAACCAAAUCAGACACCAGCCGAUGCUGGCAAGGAUGAAGAAACAAAGCCAGUUCCCAAAGAUGAACCAAAUCAGACACCAGCCGAUGCUGGCAGGGAGGAAGAAACAAAGCCAGUUCCCAAAGAUGAACCAAAUCAGGCACCAGCCGAUGCUUGCAAGGAGAAAGAAACUAAGCCAGUUCCCAAAGAUGAACCAAAUCAGGCACCAGCCGAUGCUUGCAAGGAGAAAGAAACUAAGCCAGUUCCCAAAGAUGAACCAAAUCAGACACCAGCCGAUGCUUGCAAGGAGGAAGAAACUAAGCCAGUUCCCAAAGAUGAACCAAAGCAGACACCAGCCGAUGCUUGCAAGGAGGAAGAAACUAAGCCAGUUCCCAAAGAUGAACCAAAUCAGGCACCAGCCGAUGCUUGCAAGGAGAAAGAAACUAAGCCAGUUCCCAAAGAUGAACCAAAUCAGACACCAGCUGAUGCUGCCAAGCUUAAGACAGAAAAUCAGGUUGUGUUACCACCAAAAAUAGAGGAGGAAGGAGAUGCAGUAAAGGAAGUGAAGGAAGACACAACAGUCAGUGACGAAAAAGAGAGCUUGAAAGAUAUUGCGCAGACCUCGCCUAAGAAUGAAUGGAGGGAAGAGAAAGAAACAAUCGAUGGAAAUUGUAAGGAUGCCAAGACUGGAGAGACUGAUACAUCAGAGAAAUCUGAAAUGGAUGGCAGCAAGGAGGAAGAAGGAGAUAAAGAAGGGUCAAAAGAGGAUGAUGGAGUACAAUGCAGUAAGGAGAGAAGUGAAAAGCAGAUGAUGGAAGAAUACGGCAGUGAGGGUUUAGAGGAGGAUACAAAGUCUAAACUAAACCUUCCCGAAGAUGGUGGCAAACAAGCAACCAAACCAGAGAGCAAGGAGGAGCAAGUUGUCAAGGACUCGGAGGAGGGAGAAAGGGCAGGUGGUGAUGAGAAGCCGACGGAGGAAAAGGAGAAGACGGAAGUGAAGGCCAAGCCUGUCGGCAGGCCCAAGAAGGUCGGCAAGAAGCGCAAGAAAAAAAGUGCCCGGAGCCGGUUCACGCCCCGCCGGAAUGCCUCCCGCAAGGCGGCCGCCAAGAUUGAGGAGGAGAUGAAGGAGGAGGUUGAGGAGGAGGAGGAGGAGAAAGAAGAUUGUGGGCCAGCUGGAGAGGAUGACAGCCCCUGCUGCAAAUGUGGAAUGUAUAACCAUCCGGAAUGGAUACUCCUGUGUGACAAGUGUGACUCGGGUUACCACACGGCAUGUCUACGGCCCCCUCUAAUGAUCAUACCUGAGGGCAACUGGUACUGUCCCAAUUGUGAGCAUGAGAAGCUUGUUGACAAGCUGGCAGAGAUGCUGACGGAAGUUGACGCUAGUCUGAAGAAAAAGGAAAGAAAACGGAAACGAAAGGAUGGCUCGGCACUCUGGGCGCUCACCGAUAUAUGCAUGCACAACAUCCUCCCUGAUGAGAUGGUCAAAGUUAGGAAGCAAAGGCACGCUGUGGCCCUACGUCACACCUCGUCCACCUUCCGCCAGGGAUUGAGGAGUCCCAGUGACGACUCGCGUUCCAGGCACCACCGACGAAAGCACCGCCACCACCACCAUCAUCACCACCGGCAACAAGAGCAAGGGCAGCAGCAGCAUCAUAGACGAUCGCGCCGAGACCGUUCCCGGGACCGUGACCGGGCGUGGCGCUGGCGGGAGCAGAGCCUACGGGAUCGCAACUUCAUCAACGACAACGAGGAUGACGAGGACAACGAGGGCCAAGAAGGAGAAGAGGAGUUUGAGAUGGUCCAGCGACGCUCCCGCCGUGCCCGGAAGGAGAUCAGCUACAAGUUUGAGGACUUUGAAACGGCCAUCAACUCGGCCAUUCAAGAGGAAGUUGUGGAACACAAGAAAGCCGUCAAGGAGUACCAGGCCACCCGCCCAAUCAGCCGCGGCAAGGAUAUCUCCACCAUCGAGGGCCUGAAGGAGAGCAGCGAGGAUGAGGCCAAGGAGCGGAGGUCGAGGCGGAAGAGCAAGAGGCGGCUGGGAGACCUGGACGCCACCAGCGAGGAGGAGGAGGACGUCAGCGACGACUUUCAGAUGGACAGUGACGCUGCCAGCGACCAGGACUAUGAAGAAGAAGUGGAGGAGGAAGCCGACGAGGACAGCUACGUCAGCGAGGCGAGCGACUACUUGGAUGCGCCGCGGCGGAAACGCUCCAGGGGCUACUCCAAGUGGAGCAGCCUGCCCAAGAGGCGCAGCGAGCGUCGGCGUAAGCGGGUACGGUACCGAGACUACUCAGAGGAGGAAGACUUUGAGUCAGCAGAAAGUGAACAGUACAGUGAAUACAGUGACGAGAGUGAAAGUAAGUCAAGGAGGAGAAAGCAAGCCAGGCCCAGACGGGAUUCCUCAGAAGAGGGCCAAUCAGAUUACAGCUCGUAUCAGUCGGACCAAUCAGGGAGUGCGAACAGACGGUCAAAGAACAAGCGCCGACUAGAGUCCGAAUCAGAGUCUUCGGAGAACGCUGGCUAUGUUCGGAAGCGCAAAUUCCGGUUAGAGAGCGACGAAGAGGACGAAACCGAAGACAUUGCUGAUAAAAAGUCAGUCAGGAAGGAUGAUUCACCUAGUUCAGAGGAGGAGGGUCAGGAGAGCGGACCUGUUGUGAGGAAAAAGACGGCCCCGGUGGCUCAUCACAAAAGGAAAAAGUACACGGAAGACAGCGAUUACAGUCCCAGUGAAGCUGGGGGGAGGCGAUCAAGGUAUUCAUCCAAACAAGUGGAUUAUCGGAAGAUGGCUGCAGAGAGCGAUUCCGAGGAAGAGGAGGAUUAUGAAGAAGAAGAGGAGGAAGAAGAAGAUGAUGACAAUGAUGACGAUUAUGAUGAUAAUGAGGGAGAAAGCGAGAUUGAGACGUAUGCCAAAACUAAAGAAGUCCAGGGAACAGAUCGGAACAAAGCCUUUGUCGAGACGGAAAAAGACUCCAACAAAGAGAACGAGCAGGCAGAGCAGCUUUCCAAGCAGCAGGUGGAUUCCGAGGAGGCUCGAGCGAAGGACCCUGUUAGGAGGGCAGAGGAUUUCCCCAGCAAGUCGGCCGUCGCCCCACCCGUCAGCAACGGCACGACGCUGAAUGGAGGCUGCAGCGGAACGAUUGUCAACGGCAACGGCUCCUCGGGAAACGGGGAGGGCAUCUCGACGGGUGAGGAUGAGGAUGACCUCCUGGGCGUGACGGACCUUGUGGAGUACGUCACUCAAGAUGUAUAAAGGGUCUGUUACAUCAUGUUCAUUUCCAUCCGAGUAAACCAUUUUUUUAUUGUGUACCUUUCAAGGAAACAUCAGUGGGUGAGGUAGUUCUUUUUCACCUGUUUUACACCUGUUCGCUUUUACACCUCUUAAUUUCUCCACGUGCAUGUAGCCUAGACGUGCUUCUACAUCCACCUAAAAUGAUGCUCUUCAAACUGAUGUAACACGUCAUUUUAGUGGUACAUGUAUUAACCUGAUGUGUGCCAUAUUCGUCCUGUUUUGAAUGCGGAUACAUCCCUACGGCCGGGGAUGCCAGGGUGUGUAACAUCUGGAAAUGUAUUGUGUAAACUAGGAUGUUCAGGGUACGGUACUCAAAACGGGUGAGGAAGGGGUAAAGGGUGGGUCGUUAUCUUUGUGGGUACAAAAGUUACAGCCUUGAGCCUUGACCACCUCAGAUCCACUGUAUCCACCAGCAGACCAGGAGAUUUGGGGGGAAAUUUACCGGGUCAAAGCUCGCGCCCAGCCGCAGUUACCGUCGAUUGGCAAACCUUCAUUUUAACAUUGGAUCCCAUGCAGUGAUGGAUCUUUCAAGUUCAGUGAAGAUAACAUGUAUAUUAACAAAGGUAAAAAAAAAUGCUGAAUUGGAGCAAUCAAAGCUACAAAUCUGAAAGCCACCGUAAAAUUUUACAGCACGCAGUGUGAGUACAGCACACAGUACAUUGUACAUGUUCACAUCCAGUGGGACUCUGCAGUAUAUCGUAAUGUGCUGAAUAUUCAGUAUUAUGCAAAUGCCAGAGCUGAAUGUUUCAAAGUAAAUUCCAGAGGAAUUAGGUGACUGCUUAAUCAUGCUCUUCAAUCAACUUGCCGUUCUCUCAUUAAGGCAAAGGUUACUACUGUCCUUGUAAUUUAUAGAAUUUCCCAUGAAUUUCUUGUCACAGUUCUCAAGAAAUUGGCAUUUUUUCAACCUUGUGAUUCAACAUGGCAAUCGCUGCUUAGAAAUUUAGAAUACUGUGGUUAUAUUUGGAUCGUCAUCCGUCCCGAACAGUCCUGAAUUCCAAUUUCAGUAUUUUUUCAGUCACUGCAAGGGAUAAGGAUCGAAACAAACCACCUUUUAUUUUGUAAAAGAUAAUGGGCCGAUAAAAUGGUUUUCCACCCAUAGAAGUUAAUUCGAAGAGUUUUAUAGUAAACGCACAAAACUCUCUACUCUGACCCGCUCGAACUACAACCAUGACGCAGACACUUUUUCUCCACGGUACACCAAAGACCAAAAUAUUCAAUCCAUUUGGAAUUCUGUGAUGACGCUGGUGGGUUGCAGUAGAGGUCAUUUCCUUCUCACAGCGGCAUCCAAUAGUCAUGUUCCUACUGACCGGGAAAUCAACAGUCAGUAAAUCCUGUUUUGUAAAGGCCUUCAUUCAGUUACUAAUGCAGCCCAUGCGUCAUGUGCAUGUACUCUCAGGUUCCCUAACAAGGUCAAAGGGUCAUGUAAUACAUGUACCUGAUAGUACACCUUCCUUUUCGCUGCCGCUUCACCUACAUGUAGGUGCAACCUUUGCCAGGCAGAGGUUACUAAACUGCCGCUGCACAGAACAAAAUAAUUCACGGAAAUGUGAAUAAAAUACCUCUACGUUUCAAGGCAGUAUGUUAUGGCGUGUAUUCGAUAACACACUGAGCAGCCGAAAGCGGUGUCGACACGGCACACAAAGACACGUAGAAGAAUACUCUUUAGAAAAUACGCUUAGCUUAUGUCACGUUUCGUCUGGAGACUUUUGCCAAGUACGGUCAAUUUUUGGGGGGCGAAGUAGACUAGACGGCCAUACAGAAUGGCGCCAGGUGUUCGCGAAUGAAAGGAAGGUCUGCAAAGCGAGAAGAGGUGUGCGCGGUCUUGCAUUUGGAGAACUGCACUGUCACGAAGUACAGAUCCUGUAAAUGCCGGAUGCUGUUUAAAAUUCGGUGAAAUUUCCACUUCAGAUUCAAGCUCUCCCGUUGUUUUGGAAAAUUCAGCCUCGAGCUUCCGGGAAAUAAUCUAGUACUAGCACAAACAACAUCAACGCCCACCCACGCUUUUCUUUGGUUUGUACAAAUGUAAUCUUCUGUCAUCAAUAUUUGAAUUCAGUACCAAAGGGAUGUAAUAAUGCGUUGCAUAAUUCAUGACAGGGUUUUUUUUAAAUGUAGUACAUGUACAUCGGAAUUUGUGACCACGGUCAAGGCUCAACUCUCAUGCAUUUUAGCGUGGACCCAGAAUUUGUGAUCCAGUGGUCACGUUUGGAUCUUUAUGCUGGAAGGUGAACGGCGCGAAGUCUUGGGAAAGCACUUCAUUUGUUACCUUUCUGUCAAAGAACACGAAAACGGGUGUGGGUGCACAGCUUUUGUCUUUCUUAACGUGUGAACGUCGGCAGCAAGCAACCGUUGGUUACAUGUGUAUUAUUUUACCUGUACGGGAAUCUUCGAUGUACGUAUUUAUUAUGUACAGUAGGUUCGAAUUUGGGCAGUUAAUGUUGGAUGUUAGUCAGAAUGGAGGUUCGUCACACAGUUUUUAUAGACUUUAAUAAAGUCUGACAUACGACACAAGCAGGAGCUCGGGUACAAUAGGAAAUCAGCCCCAUAGUAUUUACUUUCCGCCAGAAUUUAGAGAACAAUAUCGUCGACGGUGAAUGCAUGCGCAAGCUGCCACGCCGUAAAGGUCGCCUGUAAAUGUUGUUCGCGGAAACAAAGAACAGUCCCCCUUUUGCCCGUCAUGUGCGAGUGGGUUUUGUUCGCGUGGGGCCUAGGCAUGGAUACGGAACCAAACGUUGCAACCCAUCGAAAAAUACCCGAGAAAUCCCAAAUUGGUAUUUACCACGCAAUGCGGUGUUGCCGCUGGUGAAUGUUGAUGUCAAAUCGUUUGACAGAAACCGUCUGUAAAUUUUUGUUGGUCCUUCCCAGACACGGCAGAUGUGAAUGGUUCUGUUUUCUAGUUGGGUAUUUCGUCAUUCGCCCGUGUAUUGACGGUGCUGGAAGGCAGGAGAAACACAUUCAUUCAGUAUGCGUACUGUCAGCCACAGUGCGAGUCAAUUUGGAGUCUAAACCGUGGGCGUGGUCAGGAUAUUUGCCAAGUUGGGGGGGGGGGCAAAGCACUCAUCGGCAAUUUACUGAUAAACAGUAACAUUGGGAGGCGGUCAGUUCUGAGGGUGUUUUGUGGUUUUGUUUUGUAAUUUGUUUUCCAAGCACUGGUGAUUUCAACACACCGAGAAAUUUGUACUCUUUUUCCUAUUUUAUAUUGUUCAGUGUUUGUGGUCACCCAUCGCGACAACAAUGGCCCAAACAUGAUUCAGCUAAAACUUUUGAAAGGAGACUUGCACCCAGUCUCUGACUUGCACGACUGCAGGGCGCACCUGCGUGACCCAAAGCGACCUCUCUGUUGACUUAUUACAAUAAACCACGAGUGAAUGGUUCGAAAAAAAGUUUAAUAGGGAAGCCCAUUGAGUACAUUAUUACUAGUGACAGCUGCCAGUGUCACAAGCAUUUUGAAGUUUUCUUAGACAAAAAUACUGUCUUCAUUCCGACAACUAUCUUUAAGUAGGGUUUUUACAUGUAGCAGGAAAAAUGACAAUUUUAACUUAACAAAUUUGUCCUUAAUAUUUUCCCCAUGCGGCACUUCCUCAUCAUGUACAUAAUCACUUUCAAUCCGGGCAUUUCACUAUAGUGCGCCACCAAGAGUUUGCAACGCGUUGGCCAAUCACUGUGCGUGUUUGGAAACGAUGGAGAGAUUUGGCGCAUUGUGAUUGGCCAACGCGUUGCAAAGUCUUGGAGGCGCACUAUUGCGACUCUCACGUGUUCAAUUCUUUGUUGUCCAAAAAAAUGGAAAUUCUUCUUGUUCGCUUUACAUACACAUUCAUGACGCAUCGGCAUAAUAUAACACCGCAGUAUGCAUCCCUAUUUGUGACCCAGCCUUCAAAUCGAGUCACAAGUCCCCGGAGCAACCUUUUGAGUGGAAGACCUUUGAGAGAAUCGUGCCCGUGCAAAUUGACAGGAACCCUCAACAUUUUUCGCCCAUUAUUGCUGUCCAUUUUUCAUCAGGACGCCCCGAAUUCGUGAUACAUCGAAACAAAGAACCCACUUUGAUCUCUCUCGUGCAAACUAGAAUAAAAUCAGAUAUCAAAAAUAUGGCCUGAAGACUCAUCUUGUGGGAUCAGGUCACGCUUUGGUCUGGUGGCAGUGUGAUUUGCCUCCAUUUUGUGGAGGAUGGAGGAGGUGUGGCCACGCCCACCAUUGGGUGUGAUUCUGGGAGCUGCUACACCCGGUAUACGCAGAAAUGCCAAGUGCUGCAGCCACGAUCCCGUGUGUUGCGCAUUUCUUGUGGCUGGUUCUCAUCGGAAUUUAUUCUUAUUUAUUAAGCGGUAAUAUUUGUGUACUACACAGUUAACAGCUCAUUAAUGUUAAUACCCGACGGAAAUGAAAUAGAAUGCACCACCAAACACUUUUUAUAACAGAGUUGGACAUAUUUAGCUGUAUCGUCACAUUGUAUCAAGGGCUAGGGAAUGAAUAUCCUAUGAAAUCCGGUUUAGAUUCCAUGGGAAAAAUUGAAACUGCUGCUAUUGCAGUCCGGAUUCCGCGUUUACACCGCUUUUGUGCUUCACACUGUGCUUGUGCCCCUUUUGGUUCAACCUUGAUCCUUAUUUAAAGUGAUGAAUUUAGCUCAACAGCCGAGAAUUGUAAUUCCACAGUGAUUUGGUUUCGUAUGCUCCUGUGUUCGUCGUUUGUUGUGUUAAUAGGCCCAUAGUCUGACAGUUAUGGCGUCACUGUAGAUCUGUUCUCGUAGCAUCUUCGUGUACAUAGAUGUAUGAAUACCAUGUGUACCGUUACUAUCUGAAUAAACCGUAAUCUUGAUCUCGAUUGACACGUA